ACACGCCUUCAACCAUGAGCAAUCGCACCGUGUCUUCGGUCGAUCGCGGAGCCUGAUCAGCAGAUGUAUCCGUACGUGCUUUCGACAACAAACCAUAUUCAUCAAUCCCUUUUCAGUCCGUCCCCACGCGUCGCGAAUGGUCCAUAUUUGCUACUACACGAUGCAUGGUUUCCAUUCAUGCUUCAUAAGCAAAUAGUGACAUCGCGAAUGACCAUUCACUUAUACAAAAGUAUUUAUGGGAUGCCCAAGAGCCAUCUGCUUCUUGUUGCAGAACUUUUUCGUAUACAAGUGCUCAAUUACAUUUUACACGAUGACGGUAAACAAAGCAAAAGUCACUGAACGUGGUUCAAAAAGCAGUCCUCUCGUUCUCAUGGUGGCCUUUCCCGGAGAAGGUCAUACCAAUCCCCUCCUUGUCAUUGCAACAUACCUCGUUAAGAAGGAUUACGAAGUUGUGUUUGUUACAACUGAGAACUUCCGAAACAAAGUCAAAGAGGCGGGCGCCGAAUGGAUUCACACCGACAACCCCAUGACCAACAAAACCUUUCAAGCCCUCCGGAAAGCAGUUGCUUUGCCAAUUGGUCCCGAGCGGUUCGCUGCGCAGAUCAAAGCUGUUUUCUUGGAGACACUUCCUUCGCGAACGCUAAAGAUGGAAGAGGUUCUUUCCCAGCUACAAGCACGGAAUCCAGACCGUCAGAUCAUUGUUGUCGAGGACGUUUUCAACUGGUCACUCUUUCCCUUCAGACAUGGUCGUCCUCUUCCUCAAGGCUUCAACGCGGCGCCCGAGUCUAUCGGCAUUGGUGUUGCAGCUUUCAUGAUGGAAAGUCAAGACACGGGACCAGUCUCACUUGGCCUACCCGCUGACGCCACUGACUCGGGCCGUCAGCGGAAUGCGGUUCUCCAACAGUUGGUCGAGCGAGGCCCAAUGAAACCUAUGAUCGAUGCGUGGCAGCAGGCCAUGAAGGACACUGGGUGUACGACCAUCCUAGAGACAAACAUUUUCCGUUCGUGCUACACGGCGCAUGACUUUACAUUGCAACUUUGCUCUCCCAGCCUUGAAUACAACAUUUCGGACUUGCCACCAUCUGUGGAAUUCGCAGGUGUCUUGCCUCGAAAGUCCGCUGCUCCAAGCUUCCAGCAUCCUCCAUGGUGGCCAGAGGUCGAGAGAGCUCAGAAAGACAACCAAUACCGGCAUGUGGUCUUCGUCUCCCAAGGAACUGUCAACAUGGAUUACUCAGAACUCGUUCUUCCAACAAUCGAAGCCUUCUCGAAAACUAAAGAUAUCCUCGUUGUUGCAACCUUGGGGGGCCGUGGCGCUCACCUCCCGCAAGACUUUGCUGUUCCCUCGAACGCUAGAGUCGUGGACUACAUGCCUUACGAUAUUAUGCUUGAGUACACAGAUGUAUUCGUCUCCAACGGGGGAUAUGGUGCUUUGACACAUGCUGUGAGAAAUGGCGUUCCCAUUGUCCUAGCAGGAGAAAGCGAGGAGAAGAUUGAAGUUACUAUGCGGGCAGUCUACGCUGGCCUUGGCGUCAGUCUUUCGACACAACGGCCAUCGACAGAUCAAAUCAGACUUGGGGUUGACCGAAUCUUCCAAGAUACCAAGUUCAAAAAGGCAGCAAUGAAGCUGAAACAUGAGAAUGAUGGCAUGGAUGCAUUAGCAGCGGUAGAAAGAAAGAUUCGGGCAAUCACAUUGUGAGGCCCGAAGGAGUCAACAACUGUAUUACAUGACUUUCUGAGCUUUACAAGCAGAACAUAGAUCCCCCUCCACUCGAUACCAUCUAUUAUACUAUGCGCAAGCUCGUUCUCCUUCAUAUAACAGCAAUUAUUAUGCCUCAUAUCAUGUCAACUUGAUCAUCAGCCGUAUCGUUUUCAGUUUCUGGUACGCUAUAUCUCAACACUGUCUACUAGACUUAACGUGCCGUUUGCCUAGUUGCGUCACUGAACCUUUUCGAAAUUCAAUCUUCUCUGGCCUUUGCGUUCACGCCAGCUUGUCUUUUUUUUUUUUUUUUUUAAAAUCUCUUAUGAUUGUUUUUGGG
Messenger RNA from Colletotrichum acutatum, 2036 nucleotides. RefSeq lists its product as uncharacterized. NCBI's taxonomy places the organism in Eukaryota, Fungi, Ascomycota, Sordariomycetes, Glomerellales, Glomerellaceae. The transcript has a single exon. Gene Ontology annotation, molecular function: UDP-glycosyltransferase activity. Bases 236 to 1696 code for a protein of 486 amino acids. The record is from RefSeq and is a predicted model, not a curated record.